AUGCCUGCCAAUUCCGGUGUUCAGGCAAGAGGCUCCGGUCGUACCCUGGCUAUCGCCACCGUCACCGCCGUUUUUGGAACCCUGGGCUACAUGUACGUCGCGGGGAAGCAAACGAAGAAGGAAGAGGGCCCCGCCUCCAUCUACAGAGAUGACGCGCCAAAGGGCGUCAGCGACGCACGGCUGAACUCGGCAGACGUUCGCGGGACGGUCCAAGGCGACCGGAAACCGUGA
Dichomitus squalens LYAD-421 SS1 is the source of this 231-nucleotide messenger RNA. RefSeq lists its product as uncharacterized. Bases 1 to 231 code for a protein of 76 amino acids. The record is from RefSeq and is a predicted model, not a curated record. The transcript has 3 exons. NCBI's taxonomy places the organism in Eukaryota, Fungi, Basidiomycota, Agaricomycetes, Polyporales, Polyporaceae.